This is a messenger RNA of Pelmatolapia mariae (spotted tilapia), 8043 nucleotides long. It is a transcript of the gene plxnb3, whose product is annotated as plexin B3. Gene Ontology annotation, cellular component: plasma membrane; semaphorin receptor complex. Bases 157 to 5829 code for a protein of 1890 amino acids. The record is from RefSeq and is a predicted model, not a curated record. Gene Ontology annotation, biological process: semaphorin-plexin signaling pathway involved in axon guidance; regulation of cell migration. Gene Ontology annotation, molecular function: semaphorin receptor activity; protein binding. NCBI's taxonomy places the organism in Eukaryota, Metazoa, Chordata, Actinopteri, Cichliformes, Cichlidae. The transcript is spliced from 39 exons.
CAUCUGUCUGUUGGUAGUCCUGCGUCCUCCCUCUCUCCCCCUCUCUCUCGCCCGGUGUUCAGGCUCUUUCAGUUCUUGUCGCCUCUUUAAUUUUAAUUUUCUGGAGGAAUGAAAGAAAAACGGACUGUUUCCUGAAAGAAGUAAAGAGGAGCUGCCAUGUUGGCCUCCUCCAUCCCCCCGCCACUCCUCCUCCUCCUCCACAUCCUCUCCCCUUUCUCCCAACCUGUGGAUGCCUCGAUACACGUGGAGUUGAAGGGCGCCCCCCUGUCGCACCUGCUCCUGGAUCCUGGAGCGGGACAUAUUUAUGUGGGCGGGGUCAAUAAUCUGUACCAGCUGACCACUGACUUCGAGGUGUUGUCGCACGUAAAGACCGGCCCUUACCGGGACUCCCCAGAGUGCCUCCCACCAAUCGUGCUCCAGGAAUGCCCAUCAGCCAAGGACACCGACAACUACAACAAACUGCUGCUGAUGGAGACAGGGCAGGGGGCGGAGCCAGGGAGUCUGAUAGUCUGUGGAUCACUGUUCCAGGGAAUCUGUGAAAAGAGGAGUCUGUCCAAUAUUUCUCAGCUCAUCUAUCAGACGUCCAAUCCCGUUGACACUCAGUACGUCGCAGCCAACGCUCCAGGUGUUUCCACUGUUGCCGUGGUAAUAACCACAAAAAAUAAGCAGGAAGGGGGUGGGGAUGGUGACGUGCUGCGUCUGAUGCUGGUUGGUCGAAGCUACACUAGCAAAGGCCCUGGUGACAUCCCACCAAUCACGACACGGCGGCUGUUUCCAGUGGUUCCACCCCGCAGAGCGUUCUCUCAGGAGGAGGAGCUUGGAAAACUUGUUGUAGGAAGUUACUCCGAUUACAACAACCACUUUGUGAAGGCUGUUGUCCAUGGCAACCAUGUCUACUUCCUGUUCUCACGGCGGCACAAGAAGGAGUACCGGACUUAUGCCUCCAGGCUCUGCAUCUCUGAUCGUAGCUUCUACUCAUACGUUGAGGUGCCGCUGCUGUGCCAGGGCGGGUAUAACCUGGCACAGGGUGCAUGGUUAGGCAACCACUCAGGUGAACCUCACCUGUUUGUCGUCAUGGCAGCGGGGCAGGCGUCCACGCCCGUAGCAACAAAUCGUUCAGCUCUCUGCGUUUAUGGCAUGGCGGAGUUAGACACAAUGUUGCGGAGAGCACAGGAAGUGUGUUACACAGAGGGAGGACAAGGCAGCGGUGGAAAGGAGGAGGCCUACAUCGAGUACGGCGUGUCAUCAAAAUGUCUCAAACUGCCGAAGGACUCUCUCUCAGAGUACCCCUGUGGAGGGGAACACACCCCCAACCCCAUCGCUAGCGCCGUGCCCCUCAAAGCCACGCCCAUUGUCAACUCCACUAUACAGCUGACCGCUGUCACCACAGCAACUGAGGCGGGCCACACCAUCGCUUUCCUGGGAGACAGAAAGGGACAACUGCAAAAGGUAUUGGUGAUCUCCAGUCAGUCAGGCCAUCUGUAUGGCAGCGAGUUGGUGGACAGUGACAGUGCCGUCAGCGCUGAUCUCCUAUUGGAUGAGAGCCAGGAACAUGUUUAUGUUUUAACAAACAGCAGGCUGUCGAAGGUUCCUGUGUCAUCCUGUGAGAAACAGACAGACUGUCGCUCCUGUCUCGCUGUCCGAGACCCGUACUGUGGCUGGUGUGUCCUGGAGGGAAGAUGUUCCCGGAAACAUCAGUGUCAGCGUCACCUGCAGCCCAACCACUGGCUCUGGAGCUUUGAACCAACGAGUCAGUGCGUGACAGUGCAGAGCCUGCAGCCGGCCAAUCACAGCAAAGAAGAGCAGACGCAGGUAACGCUGUCGGUCCCCCAGCUUCCUACCCUCGCAAAGGAGGAGUCUCUGUCCUGCAUCUUCGGGCUCCUCCCGCCUCAACCUGCCAUUGUCACGGGAAGCAGCAUCACCUGCCAAUCCCCUGCCCCGGAGCACCUCCCACCUCUGCCCACAGGAAGCGAUCACAUGAUCCUGCCCGUGUCACUGAUGUUUGGUCAUGUGACCGUCACAACGGGCAAUUUGACCUUCUAUGACUGCAUGGCUGUAAGCCGACUGAACCAGAGCUCCCAGUGUUUGGCGUGUGUCAGCAGUGUGUGGCGCUGUAACUGGUGUCCUCUGGAUCAACUCUGCACUCACAACCACAGCUGUCCAAACCAGCACAUCAUCCUCAACCACAGAGACUCUCCUGGUCCUACUUCCUGUCCGCUAGUCUACGACCUACAGAGCUCUGCUUUAGUUCCCAUGGGCCUGAGCGCCACAGUGGUGCUGCGGGGACGAAACCUGGACGUCUACACUGAUGAAGCUCCGUAUGUGUGUGUUGUUGAAAUCGAAGGAUCCCGGACUAAUCUGACAGCUUCUGUGGAGAAAAUGCGCGACAACACGCACACUUUCACCUGCAUGCAGCAUCAAUUUCAACAUCCAGUCAGUCAACUUCAGUAUUCUGCUCCUGUCUACCUGCGGAGAGGGGAACGACGCAUUGAUGCCUCACCUGGACUCCGACUCCAGCUGUAUGACUGCUCAGCUGGCCAAUCAGAUUGCUCACAGUGCAGGGCGGUGCCUAAAGAGUACGGCUGUGUAUGGUGCCCUGGAAGCCCAGCCCCGAGCUGUGUGUACAACCGAACCUGCUCCAGUAAACCUGCAGACACCUGCCCGCCUCCUCAGAUCACAAAGGUGGAGCCUGCCUCCGGUCCUCUAGAGGGCGGCAUUCUGGUGACGAUCACAGGAUCGAACCUGGGCAUGAAGUAUGAGGAUGUGGUGGGCGGAGUCACUGUGGCGGGUAUUCAAUGUCUGCCUCAGUCUAAAGGUUACAAGAUCUCCACCAGGGUUGUGUGUGAGCUGCAGCCUAGUGGGAAGCAGAAAGAAGGGCCCAUCUUGGUUACUGUGGGAACAACUCGUGGGAGGUCAACAAAGAUGUUCACCUAUCAGGAUCCCCUGCUGCAGGAUCUCAUUCCUAAUAAAGGUCCCGUCUCCGGAGGAACCAGGCUGACCAUCAAAGGACGACAGCUGCUCACCGGGCAGACGUCUGACCUGAGCGCCUUCCUGGGCACCCAGCCCUGCUACAUAGUUGAAGAGGUGAAUGACACGCAGCUGGUGUGUCAGACUGGUUCCAGCAAUCGGACGGGUCUCGUCCCAGUUCGGGUUCUGUUUGGUAAAGCCGAGCGGACUAUUCCAAACGUUACCUUCCAUUACCUCGAAGACCCCGUCAUCACCAACGCCAUACCUGCUGAGAGCUUCUACGCGGGUGGGCGUGUCAUACGAGUGGAGGGCAGGAACCUGGACGUGGUGCAGCAGCCAAUCAUAUCUGUGUGGGUGGAGCCUCUAGAGGUACAAAGGGUGAAACGGAAGAAACGACUGGCUCUUCUCACCUCCAAGCAGCAGCUCGUCUUUAACAGCACCAUGACAACGGUAUCAGAGCGCUGCUCCAUCCUGUCGUCCUCUCAGAUGACUUGCCCGACCCCCAGAGUGAACCCGGAGGUCAAAGUUAAGGGCGUCUGGUUUCAGCUUGAUAACGUCAGAGUCCACUAUGAGAGCAUCAAGGGUAAAAGCUUCACUUACUAUCCAAACCCGGUUUUAUUUCCAAUCAACCGAGAAAAUCUAGAUGUGCCGUUCCGUUUCAAACCUGGAGGAGUGAUCGCUGUGGAGGGCCAGGACCUGACCAGAGCCAUGUCCAAAGAGGAAGUGAAGGCUUGGCUUGGAGAUCAGGAGUGUGACGUGAAAACUUUGGACAGUACUCACCUGUACUGUGACCCUCCAGAGGUCCAACCACUCAGUGUGGAUGACAGCAAUGAACUUCCUAGCCUCAAGGUUUUCAUGGGAAACCUGCAAGUGGACCUGGGAUUGGUUCAGUACGACAGCAACUCUCUGCUGCCUGCUGUCCCAUUGGCUGCUCAGAUCGGUUUGGGGGCGGGAGCAGCUGUCAUCAUCCUGUCAGUGUUGGUCAUCAUCCUCAUGUACAGGAGGAAAAGUAAACAGGCGCUCCGAGAUUAUAAAAAGGUUUUACUGCAAUUAGAAACUCUGGAGAUCAACGUGGGAGAUCAGUGCCGCAAAGAGUUCACUGACCUGAUGACAGAGAUGAUGGAUCUGAGCAGUGAUGUGGGAGGACCAGGAGUCCCCCUCUUGGACUACAGGAUAUAUGCAGAGAGAGUUUUCUUUCCUGGCCAGCAGACGGCGCCACUGAGUCGUCAGCUAGAUCUGCCUGAGUCGAGGAGGCAGACUGUGGAGCAGGGCCUGCAGCAGCUCAACAACCUGCUCAAUAACAGACUCUUCCUCACCAGGUUCAUCCACACUUUGGAGGCCCAGCAGGGUUUCUCCCAGCGAGAUCGUGGCUACGUGGCCAGCCUGCUCACCAUGGCUCUGCACGACAAACUGGAAUACUUCACUGAAGUCAUGAAGAGCCUGCUGCAGGACCUGGUGCAGCAGUAUGUUGCCAAGAACCCCAAACUCAUGCUGCGCCGAACAGAGACGGUUGUUGAGAAGAUGUUGACCAACUGGAUGUCUAUCUGCCUCUAUUCCUUCCUGAAGGAGGUGGCGGGAGAGCCUCUCUACAUGCUCUACAGAGCCAUAAAGUAUCAGGUGGACAAAGGGCCGGUGGAUGCUGUGACGGGAAAAGCCAAACGAACGCUCAAUGACAGUCACCUGCUGCGGGAGGACAUUGAAUAUUGCUCAGUGACUCUGACAGUGCUGGUGAAAAACGGAGUCGAAGUACAGCCAUGUCCUGUUAAAGUGCUCGACACCGACACGAUCACACAGGUGAAAGAUAAGAUUCUGGAUCAGGUCUACAGAGGAGCUCCAUUCUCUCAGAGACCAUCAGCUGACAGUCUUGACCUUGAGUGGCGUUCAGGCCAAGCAGGUCAUCUGACCUUGUCGGAUGAUGAUGUCACAGCAGUGGUUCAAGGUCGUUGGAAACGACUCAACACACUGCAGCACUAUAAGGUUCCCGACGGCGCCACAGUCGCUCUCAUCCCUCGUUCUCAAAGUUCAGGUGGAGUGGGAGUCAACCAGGUCUUCCAAACUGGAGAGAAAACGCCAAUGCUGGAGGGUGAGGAGGAGGAGGGUCUCCGUCUAUGGCACCUGGUGAAGAGCAGUGAAGAUCCUGAAAUCCCAAAACACAGAAAGAGCAGUAUGAGGGAGAGGGAGAGAGCCAAGGCCAUCCCAGAGAUUUACCUGACCAGGUUGCUGUCCAUGAAGGGGACAUUGCAAAAGUUUGUGGAUGACGUGUUUGUGGCGAUACUCAGUACAAAGCGUCCUCCUCCGAUCGCCGUGAGGUUUUUCUUCGACUUUUUGGAUGACAUGGCUGAGAAACAUGGAAUUGAUGACCCAGAAACUGUCCACAUCUGGAAGACCAACAGUCUCCCUCUCAGGUUCUGGGUCAACAUCCUGAAGAACCCUCAGUUCGUUCUGGACGUUCAGGUGACCGACAGCAUCGACGCUGUUCUGUCUGUCAUCGCUCAGACCUUCAUAGACUCUUGCACCACCUCUGAGCACAAAGUGGGACGGGACUCGCCUGUAAACAAGUUGCUGUACGCCAGAGAGAUCCCCAGAUACAAACAGCUGGUGGAAAGGUAUUACAGUGACAUCCACAGUGCUGCAUCAGGCUGUUAUCAAGAGAUGAAUUCCACUCUGACUGAACUUUCUGGGAGUUUUGCAUCAGAAAUGAACAAUCUUGUGGCUCUCCAUGAGCUCUACAAGUACAUCAACAAAUAUUAUGAUCAGAUCAUCAUGUCUCUGGAGGAGGACAGUUCAGGGCAGAAGAUGCAGCUGGCCUAUCGGUUGCAGCAGGUCGCCGCCUUGGUGGAGAACAAGGUCACGGACCUCUGAUGUGUUUUUAUCCUAAAUGAGCAGAGGAGGAUGAUGGAGGAUGGGGAUGAAGAAUCAUAAGAAACAUCUUUACAAAGACUGAAGCAGUGGAAAUGACUGGACUGCUGUGGCACUGUGUCUUCCUGCUGUGUGCAUCUGUGUGUGUGUGUGUGUGUGUGUGUGUCAGGAUAUAUGAGCUUUUAUAGUCCGACUCAGGAGAUCCCAGGUCUUUAGAUUUCCUCACAGAGCAGCAGCACUGAAACUAAAGUUAAACUAACCUAAACCAAACCUGAAGCCGCAUUACGCCGACUGACACCAGCCUAUGGUGGAGAACGACAAUCUUACCAAUUAGAUCAGGGAAUAUCACCAUCACCUGCUGCCUUGCACUAUGUUUCCCAGAGUUCCCUGCUGUUCUACUGUCUGUGAGUCAAAAAGCACAAGUGAAAUACUCAGAUUCUCAUGUAUUGAUUAUUGAGCUCCUGGUCGCAGACGUGCUGUUUGUAAGUUUCGCCUUUUCUACUGAAACCAGCAGCUCUGAUGUUGCCGAUCUGGGCAGAGUUUUAAGAAGCGCAAUAAAAGAACCAAAAUCAGGGAGCAUUUAAACCACGUUUCAGCGUGACUCCAGUUUCUCAUUAACAGUGACCUGCUGGUCCUAGUCCUUCCAGACUUCAUCAGUUACAGGUGUGGGUCCAGACUGCUUCAUCAAUCUGUUUUGUAUGAGUGCAGCUUUAGAUUUAGUUUGAAACUAAACCAGCGAGUGCUGAAUGUGACCAAAUGAGGAUCUUUGUCAGAGAUGAAAACAAAUUUAAUCCACUUUUUUAAACUGUGGACUCCAAGGAAGGGACUGCAGUGGUAACAGGAUCCAGUGUGACAGUCAGACUGUCCCAGACUAAUGAUCCAGUCUGAACUUUAGCUUUAAGAAGCGUGAGAGUUUGAAGCUUAGUCUUCAAAGUAAACAGGGUGUCUGCUUCCCAAAGCCAAAGUGGGAGCUGGCUCUACUUCUCUUUCUAUUUUAGGAAACUUUCACUCUAGACAAUCCUUUUGAUUUCACCAGAUGUGUUCAGCAGCAUCUCUCCACUCUGAUAUGCUGAAAGGAAAAAGUACUUUUACCACUUACAGAAGUAGUUAUGAAUCAGGUGGGUGUCAUGCAUGCUCAUACACACCACAGUUGCAAACUUCAGCCAUAGUCCUCACCCACAUCAGCUGGUAGCUCAGCAUGUUUUUAACUGCUUCAGCCUGCCCGCAGUUGCUUUGAUGUGCAAGCUGCUUUGCAGCCCAGCUUCACCUUUCAUGGUGCAUCUGACUUCAUCAAAGUGAUAUGUCUUCACUGAUGCCUGCUCUGCCCUGUGCUGGGUCUUUAUCUUGCUCUCCCUGCCUAUUGCUGACGUGCAUUGAAGGAUAUGUGCUCUAAUGUAAUUUUAUUUCUAAUUGUUAAAGUUCAUAGAUUAUUUUAAUGUUAUAAAUAAACCCUUUUGAAUUGUCUAUUCAGAAGGGUUCAUAACCGUUUUCCUGUAACUCCAUAAUGAAGCUAAGAAGCAGGUCACUAUGGCUAUUGUGUGCAAGAAACUGUUUAACUCUUUACUCCUUGAAAGGAACCCUUGAAGCUCUUUUCUGUCAUGUUUCAGUCCCUGUUCCUGCUAGUACUCUUGCUGGAGCAUUUUAGGUGAUUGAAGGCUUCUCAGAGUGCAGCUGGAGCUUCUUAGGACUGAAGGAAUUGAACAAAAGUCCAGCCUACGAAUGACUGAUGUCCUUAAUUUAGACAGUAUUGUACAGGUGAAAGGAGGCAGUGGUGGAGACGGAGACUGGAGUCACACUGAAUGUUGAACUGAAACAUUGAAGUCGAACCUGCUGAAAAAACAAUCUAAAAUCUGUGGGAGGAGUUAAAGAGUGUGUGUGUGUGUGCUUGUGUGUGUCUGUGUGUGUGUGUUUGUGUAAGCGACAUAAAGAGAUAAAGAGUGGCUGUGUGCUAGCUAGUUACUAACUUAUUGUGUGUACAUACUGUAAGUCCUAUUUAUACUUAUUUAAUCCCAGCUGUGCCUUCACUCUUGCAGCUAGGUGGCGCUGUCUGUUCUGACAGCAGCCUUAUUGAUCAUGUAUCCCCCUGCUAAUUGGGAAAAUAAAUCAGUUUAAAUGCUUAACUUGUAUUGAACCAGGGAAGGAAAAAAAAAACAACAACAGCAACUUACACAAACCCUGACAAUAUGCCAGAAGAACCCACCCCCACCCCCCAACAAA